AUGUGGUUCAACUUCGACAUUGCGGAAUUGGUCAAGAACAGUGAAGAAUUUCAGGAAAAAGAAAAAAUUGCUGAGUUAAUUGAAUCCCAAACAGGAGCUCUUGAAAAAUUUAUUGUAAAAGAAACACAAAUUCCUAUUGAUGUUAUUCCUGUUGAUGCUAUUCCCGUUGAUAAUGUUGAUGCUAUGCCUAUUCCUAUUGAUGACAUUCUUGUUGAUGUUAUUCCUAUCGAUGAUAAUGUUGUUGUGGAUGUUGAUGUUGAAAAUCUUAAUGAUAAUGAAGAUGAUAAUCAAAAUGUUGAUAAUGUUAAUGACAUUCACAUUAGUGUAGAUAUAUUUGAUCCAAGAAAUUGGGAUUCUCUCGAGUCUAAAAUGAUUGAGUUGUUAGCUACAAAAGGCCCUAUAAGAGAUUUAAGUAUCGUGAAGGGUCCUAGAGAUAAAUCUUCUAGACGCUUUACAACUAAUUUGUAUACUAUAACUUUAUCAAAUGGAGAGAAGUGUGAUAGAGAUUGGCUUGUUUAUUCAAAAGAGCUUGAUAGAUUAUUUUGUUUUUUUUGUAAAGUUUUUAAAAGAGGGAUUGGUAGAGGUCAAUUAGCAAAUGAGGGUUUUAGUGAUUGGUCACAUGUUUUUGUUAGACUUAAAGAGCAUGAGGCAAGCUUGGAACACAUUAAGAGCAUGACUAAUUGGGACGGCCCUGGUCAAUGA
Medicago truncatula (barrel medic) is the source of this 702-nucleotide messenger RNA. RefSeq names its product zinc finger MYM-type protein 5. NCBI's taxonomy places the organism in Eukaryota, Viridiplantae, Streptophyta, Magnoliopsida, Fabales, Fabaceae. The record is from RefSeq and is a predicted model, not a curated record. Bases 1 to 702 code for a protein of 233 amino acids. The transcript is spliced from 3 exons.